GACAGUCAAAUCCUAGUGAAGACACUACAGGGAGAAGCAUCCUUCGGCUCAGCCCUUCUGCGAUAAGAGGCGCCGGGCGAGAGAUGCUCCCAUGGGCGGCCACGGCCUCCUCCUCCUCCUCCGCCGCCGCCGCUCUUCUCCAUGCCUCUCCACUCCCCGCCUCCCACCGCGCUGCACUACCUCGCUACCGUCCGUCUCCCUUUCUUCCACCGCCGCUCUCAAUUGGCUUCCGUUCCCCGGCACGCGCCCUCCCUCGCGGCGGCGACGCCUUCUGGGAGGAACCAGACGACGGCUCCGGGAGCGACUACGAGGAUGAGGGAAAGCAAGCGACCGGACAAAGAAGCUCUCCUUUCCCUUCCCCCUUCCCGCUCUCCAGGCUCGUUGCAACGCGGCAGCAGGAGCGUCAAGAGCAGGAGCUCCGGAGAGAAAUCGAGCUUCUCUUAACGCCAGAAGAAGAGGCUAUCUUGGAUCAGAAUGAGACUGCUGAUGUCACCAAAAUUUCAUCACCAAAAUGGCAUCCGCUUCAUACAUACGCAUUGGCGCUGCAGAUACCUCUGAUGGACAAGCUGCUCGACAAUGGUGUUGAUAUCGAUUUAGUUGAUAAAGAUGGUUUCACUCCUCUUCACAAGGCGAUAAUAGGCAAAAAGGAGGCUGUCAUUAGCCAUCUCCUAAGAAAAGGAGCAAAUCCUCAUGUCACAGAUAGGGUAACCGGCAAUAUCCUUUUUAUGAUUUAUAUUUCUCUAGUCCCAUAAUAAAGUGGAAGAUACUAACUGAACUUGGAUAGUGGCAUUUACACUUGUCAGAUGGAUUUGGUUCCUCACUAGCAACAAUGCAGUUCGCAUCUUGAAGUUUAAGACUACUAGUAGAGUGCCCGUGCGUUGCUACGGGCUUAAGAAAAAAUUACCAUCUUGUAAUCUUCAAAAUUAUGUUGAACAUAUUAUAACCUAAUAAAAGGGAGGAUGAAAAUACCAUAUUGCAAUGUUCAAUAUCUU
Molecule: messenger RNA, 992 nt
Organism: Triticum urartu
Lineage: Eukaryota; Viridiplantae; Streptophyta; Magnoliopsida; Poales; Poaceae
Source: RefSeq, a predicted model, not a curated record